AUGGAUAACGCAACGGCUUCGGCUGCGGUUCCUGCUCACCCGUACUACCCCAUCGUUGCGCCGCUAUGGCACUACACCGUCAACCAGACCCCCGUGGCCAUGCUGCUCAUAGCUUUCGGCGGCAUCCUCGCGCUCUGCGUCUCCAUGGCUGUGGUGAGCGCUAAGAGGGCUCUACCCAGUCUUUCGAAGGCCGACCAGCUUACCGUUGCAUGGUUUGCGCUCUCAUACUUUAUUAUCUAUCAUGAGAGUCUCGCAAGUCUCCAGACCCUCUUCGGCCAACUCUGGAAAGAGUAUGCCCUCUCCGACUCGCGCUACCUGACUUCCGACCCAUUCAUGCUCUGCGUCGAGUCCUUCACAGUGGUGAGUCUGAACCUCUCCCAUGGCCACAUCGCCGCAUUAACAAGCAACCAGUUUGUCUGGGGUCCCCUUUGCUGGGCCAUCGUCAUCUCUAUCGCCAAGCGGAGCCACUUUCGCUACCCGCUCACGAUCAUCAUGUGCGUCGGCCACCUGUACGGCGUCGCGCUUUACUACUCGACCAGUCUCACCGAGUACUACUUUAACGGUGUGUCGCACAGUCGACCAGAGUUCUUGUAUUUCUGGGUCUACUACAUUGGGUUCAAUGGCCCCUGGGUCGUGGUUCCUGCGCUUUUGCUUUACCAGAAUGUGAUGCACAUCAAACGCAGGUUGGAGAGCGGCGAGAAAUCUGAGUGGCUUCUAGAUCAGCUCAGAGGCGUCACUAAGACUAAGAAGAGUGCGUAA
Colletotrichum truncatum is the source of this 759-nucleotide messenger RNA. The record is from RefSeq and is a predicted model, not a curated record. Lineage: Eukaryota; Fungi; Ascomycota; Sordariomycetes; Glomerellales; Glomerellaceae.